Girardinichthys multiradiatus is the source of this 5397-nucleotide messenger RNA. Its product is annotated as ceramide transfer protein-like. Gene Ontology annotation, cellular component: Golgi apparatus. Gene Ontology annotation, biological process: ER to Golgi ceramide transport. Bases 2271 to 3728 code for a protein of 485 amino acids. Lineage: Eukaryota; Metazoa; Chordata; Actinopteri; Cyprinodontiformes; Goodeidae. The record is from RefSeq and is a predicted model, not a curated record. The transcript is spliced from 15 exons. Gene Ontology annotation, molecular function: phosphatidylinositol-4-phosphate binding.
CAAAUAUUUAGAACAAACCAAAUGCUUAUGCAUGUAUUAUGUUUGAAGAGUUUAAUUCUAGUGUUAUGACUUUGGUCCAGUUGGACUGGACUGAAACCCAAACCAGCAUGAGUUUUGACAUGAAUGUUCUGCAUUGUUAUUGUGUAGGAUGAAAGUCGGGUGAGGAAGGGAGAGUGGAAGGAGGUGCCAUCAUGUUUUUUUAGGGCAGUUGACAAAAUGUACUAGGUUCUAGUCCCUAUUAUGGAUCGGCUAAGUGUAAUAGAAGAGAGCGACUAGACCAUGGGUCUUGUGGGCUGACUUUUGCACAUUUGAUUUUAUUUUUUUUUCCAAAAAAAGCUACAGAUGUGGAAAGAAAUUACAGUCAAUACUGCAGCUGCAAGUCUUUCGCGGUAUAUCUCUACCAGCUUUGCACAUGUUAGCCAGAACUUGCCCUUUCCUCUUUACAUAAUAGACAAUUUAGGUCUUUUUAACAGAGCCAUUCUAACACACGAAUAUGAAUUUAUCUAAACCCUUUCAUUAUAGCUCUGCCUGGAGAAAAUAUUCUAAGGUCUUUUGUAGCCUCUGUCAGGUUCUCUUCCCUGUAUUUAGCUCCAUCCAUCUUUCCACCAACUCUAGCCAGCUUCCUUGUUCUUGUUGAAGAAAAGAUCUCCCACAGCAUGAUGCUGCCAUCGUAAGGUGUGAUUAUUGGUGUGUUCAGGGUGAUGUUCAAUGACCAGAACACGUUUUUCUACACGUUUAUCUCUACUUGGCUUGUAUCAAACUGCAAAUUGGACACAUUUUAUAAAGACCAAAUUAGUGGAGUGCAAGACCAAUAGCUGUCCUAUUACCAAAUUCUCCCACCUGAGCCUUGGAUCUCUGCAGCUCUCCUAGAUCUGCCAUUUGUGUGAUUCAUGCUCUUCUUGCUCAGGCGGUGAGGAUGUGAUGUUCAGGGUGAUGUGCAGUAUUAGUUUCCAGGCACACAUAAAAAAAACAACAACUUUGGUCUCAACUGCUUGGCCUGUCUGCCUACGUGGAUGGAUGGGUAUGUCUUUGGAGAUUUCCAGUAUUCUUUCCCUUUUUGGAUGAUGGAUGAAUGUCCAACAAAGGACGGCUCACUUUUCAGAUUUUUUAAAGAAAUUCUUAUAAAAAAAACUGCAUUGAAAUGUAUAGCUCUGCUGUCACAAAUUGCGAAAUAGGUGCCAUAGUGUUUCUGACAGAGACAGUGAAGGUGAUCACUAACACACGCUGCUCACAUAUGGUCCUUGUUUUGAGGAAAUCCCUCUCCAUCCUCCCCCGUCCUCACUGAUCCAAGCAUCGGUGACUCAACAGCAGCGGAGAAUCUUGUGCACAUUCAUUCCACCCAUUAUGAGUCACUGCUGAAAUCUCUUCUUCCUAGAGGGCCCCAUUGCCCUUUACAGCCAGCAUUAGUCACACCAGCCAGGGUCGCCAUGGAGACCCAAAACACUACAGCUAACACAACAAACAUUCUAAAGAGCUGCUAUAUCUAAACAGGAGACAACACUUGCUUCCAUAGAGACUGAGGAUAAUCAGCAUUUAAUUGUGCAUGUCAUAUGUGGUGUGACACAUUAAUGCAAAAACUUAUUGAUCCUCUAGAUUUCCUAUUUGUAUGAGAAACCUGUUUUAAGACACUUUUUACAACUGUUUUCUGGCAUGUCUUAACCCUUAAAGUUUCUCAUUAUGAAGAGUGUGGUUGUUAUCACAGCCUGGAUUUUUGCCCAUUGCUCCUGUAAGACUCUCAUAAUUUGCUUUGACGCAUCUGAACAGCAUAUGCAUGUUUGCACGUGUUGCUGCAGAGUUGGAGCUUUCCACAGUUAAGUCAGCAUGUGAUGAUUAUUACUUUUAGUCAUGCAUUACUAUUCUAUUAAUUUUCUAUUUUAUCCUGUUGUGUAAUAGAUACAGUAUUCUCUAUGCAAACAGGCAAUCAGUCACUGGGGUAACAGUUUGUUGGUUAAAGGACAAGCAGGACUGACUGACAGACUGAGCUACUUUCGGUCAUUGACCAAUAGUUACUUCUCUCUCUUCUUAAUCCCAGUGAUGUUCGUUUUCAGGUCAUGCCCCCUAGUGGCAGAGAUUGUAAGUGUCUCUUUAAUAGUCUUGUCUGUGUUUCUUCUCAGUGUAGCCAAUCAUUUCCUCUCUGUCAGAGAGCCGUUGACGUUGAAGCCAGGCUGUUAAAUAGGAGGAAAGGGGAACUGCAGGGCUUCACAGGAAAGCUGUGAUCAGUGAUUCUGUCAUGUGUUGGUGCUGAUAUCACUGUAUCCUGUCUGCCGUUAAUGAGACAUCAAAAUGGGGCUGAUUCCGGAUAUGGCUCUGAGUCCAGUUUGCGAAGGCAUGGCUCUAUGCUUUCGCUCACGUCAGCCACUAGUGGCUACUCUGCCACCUCCACGUCGUCCUUCAAGGGUCAUAGUCUACGAGAGAAGCUGGCUGAGAUGGAGACCUUCCGAGACAUCUUGUGCAGGCAGGUGGACACGCUUCAGAAGUACUUUGACAGCUGUGCCGACGUGUCCAAGGAUGAGCUGCAGAGAGAUAAAAUUGUGGAGGACGAUGAAGACGACUUUCCUAACACCCGCACAGAUGGAGAGUUUCUACACAAUAAUGGUAGCAAAGAAAAAUUGUUCCAGUUCUUGAAUCCAAAAGGAAUCAAUGGAAUAGACUUUAAAGGAGAGGCCAUCACAUUCAAGGCCACCACAGCUGGGAUCUUGGCCACUCUGUCUCACUGUAUUGACCUGAUGGUAAAAAGAGAGGAAAGCUGGCAGAAGAGACUGGACAAGGAAAUGGAAAAGAGACGAAGAAUAGAGGAAAGCUACAAAUCAGCCCUUAAUGACUUGAAGAAAAAGUCUCAUUUUGGAGGUCCAGAUUAUGAGGAAGGUCCCAACAGUCUAAUCAACGAGGAUGAAUUCUUUGAUGCGGUGGAAGCUGCUCUCGACAGACAGGAUAAAAUCGAAGAACAGUCUCAGGCAGAGAAGACGAGGAUAGAGCGAUCCAGCCCUCCUCCCCCUGGAGACAUCUACUCCACCGCUGGCACACACAGAUUCUCUGUUAAGGUGGAGGAGAUGGUGCAGAAUCACAUGACCUACUCGCUGCAGGAUGUUGGUGGAGAUGCCAAUUGGCAGCUGGUUGUAGAAGAGGGGGAGAUGAAGGUUUAUAGGAGAGAGGUGGAGGAAAAUGGGAUUGUAUUGGACCCUUUGAAGGCCACCCACUCAGUGAAGGGGGUCACGGGUCAUGAAGUCUGCCACUACUUUUGGGACACGGUGUACCGCAACGACUGGGAAACUACUAUUGAAAACUUCAAUGUUGUGGAGAGACUUUCAGACAACGCAGCAAUAAUCUACCAAGCACACAAACGGGUGUGGCCUGCAUCUCAGAGGGAUGUGCUGUACCUUUCUGCCAUGAGGAAGAUUUUGGCCAACAAUGAGAACGACCCCGACACCUGGCUGGUCUGUAACUUCUCUGUGGAUCACGAUGACGCUCAGCCAAGCAGCAGAUGUGUUCGUGCCAAGAUCAACAUCGCCAUGAUCUGUCAGACCCUGGUCAGUCCACCAGAGGGAGACAAAGAGAUCAGCAGGGACAACAUCUUGUGUAAAAUCACCUACGUUGCCAAUGUGAAUCCAGGGGGCUGGGCUCCUGCUUCCGUGCUCAGGGCCAUCGCUAAGAGGGAGUACCCCAAGUUCCUGAAGCGCUUCACCUCCUAUGUGCAAGAAAAAACUGCUAGCAAGCCCAUUUUAUUCUGAGACUCUCAGGAUUGACACAUAAGGCCAGAACUGCACCAGAAGGUUUUGAGGGGCACUCUCAUCUGCAAAACAACAUCCCUCCAAUAAAACAGAUUCUUUUUUCGUUUUUCUGCCCGCUUGUUGCUAAAAAAGUAGGCGGUGUUCAUGUAAAACCAAGUCACACAUGGUUAGAUGUUAAAAAGAGCAGUAAAAUACCCAAAUAUCAGCAUUUACGUUCCAGAAGGGCAUCUUUCAUGUUUUUGGGAGGUUUGGGUUACUUCUCCACAUCGUUCUACACCUCAGAAGAACACCACCAGUCCCUGAGAGCUUUAAAAAGGAUGUUCAUGGAAAAGAAUAUUUUCAAGUGGACUAAAAAAUACAUAAUUAUUGAAACAUGAAAUCAUUAUAUGUCAACAUAUAUUACCCUCCAUCAGGGGUUAAAGGGGUAAGGGUCUCUGCAGCCGCUACCUUUACAGGUUUUUCCUCCAUUUUUUUAGGACAGAUAUAUUUAAAUGAAUGGACAGUCUGAAAGAAGUUUGUAAAAAAAAUAAUUACAGAAAAUUUGAGCUUUUAGACCGAAAUAAGUAACUAUUUUUGUGUGGAUAGUUUCAUAUUUUUCCGUUGAGCUUUCUUCAAGGCUGCCCUCCCUUUGCAGUAAAGCAACUGAAAUGAUUUGAGAUGAUUUCCAUCUCCUGCGUGUAACCUCCAGAGGGCUGUCCGUUACACACAAGCCCUAUGAUAGAAGCUUCAGUUUCUCUGAUGAAACCACCAGCAUGCCGGUGCUUGAAGGAGGAACGAGAUUAUCAAGAUGUCUGUACAUUUACGUGUGAAUACUGUUUCGUUCUGCUUUUGCUCUUCAUGGCACUGCCUGUACUUUGAAUGUUGCAUUAAUUGGAAAUAGUUUUCAUGAAGAUUUCUGCUGACGGUUUGCAAAGCUUUGACUUGAGCUCAGAUGCCUUAGUGUUAAAGGGACAUGUAGAUUCAGGUGAGGUAAAUGUUGCUGUUAGCGAAGUGCCUCUUGGCUUCGUCUCGUCAUCCAACUGUAAUUUGGUCGUGUUUUUACUGAACAAAUGAGCCCACUGAGGUUUUUUUAUUUUUCACAGAUUGAUGCAUAUUCCAAGUUCUAGCGUUAAGGUGUCUGUGUCACAGUAUUUCUGGGAUUUGUUACACGAAGGUCUGACACCUGCAGUACCAAAACCGUUUGAAUAGUUUUGAAAACGUUGUUCUGCAGUUUUUCUCCCAGUAGCAACCUUCUUCAUAUGGAAGAAUAUCGAUCUCUGUAACAUGAAGGCAGAGUUAUAGAUCAUUUUCAAAUUACAGACUCUAACCACCACCUUUCUUAAGUUUCUUUGUAAUGCAUUAGUUCCGUUUCCUUUUCAUUGGUUCUGCUACCUUCUCAAAGGUUUUUAGAGCUUCAUCGGCCGUUUAUUCUUCAGCUUUUGAAUUCAGACGUUCCUGCUGAAAAACACGAUUGAGAAUUCUCUUGGCCUUGCUGCUCAUUAAAAAAUGCCAGGCUUAGGCUCCUUUGUCUAAAAGCAAACAUGUCUUUGUAUAAUUUUAGUUUUCUGUGUUUUGUUCAAACUGGAUGUACCUGUUCAUACUAACGCUUUGGGAUCGACCUGUAAAUGUACCGUGAUGUGGCAUCUCUUCUGCCCUGUUUUGAAAGUGAAAUAAAAUAGCUUAUCCUCUA